Molecule: messenger RNA, 1440 nt
Organism: Polychytrium aggregatum
Lineage: Eukaryota; Fungi; Chytridiomycota; Chytridiomycetes; Polychytriales
Exons: 1
Coding region: 264-1022 (252 amino acids)
Molecular function (GO): protein binding
Source: RefSeq, a predicted model, not a curated record
GUCUCCUCCGAAGUGGAGCCGAGGGACAGUACUCGACACACUCGCUCACCCAGCAAGUGGCUCGGGAGUAUGUCCAGGCACACGAUGAACUGAAUGUCGAAGGAAUCGAAGAUGCAACUGGUGAAACACUGCUCGCGUUGACUGAGUCGCUGUUGGUUGAUGCUUAUCCGUUUACGGAGCAUCUCGAAGCGUUCGCAUCUGUGGUGGCAGAGAAAGGCUAUACCAAGGACGUCCACCAAGAAACCGAAUAUCGCAUUGCCCGGAUGGCCGAUAGCCGUGGUUAUUACAUUCGCGCCAAGGAACUGUAUGAACAACAUCUUGUCAAGUGUAUUGCGUUUUACGGUACACAAGAUCACCCCAAUGUCGCCACCACGAUCAAUUGCCUCGGUGACGUCGCCUCCUCCCAAGGCAGCUACGAGGUCGCCCUCAAGCACUACCAGGAGACACUCGAUAUCUAUACCGAGAUAUAUGGCACACGAGAGCACCCCUCAGUCGCCACAACGAUCCACUGUAUGGGCAAUGUCGCCGACUCCCAAGGCAAUUACGAACUGGCCGAAGCUCUCUACCUCGAGGCAUUGAAUAUCUUUGUCGAGACCUUCAAUACUCGACAGCAUGAACAGGUUGCUUGGACCCUCGAUGCUCACGGCAAGCUCAAGUAUCUCCAAGGCCAUCUUUCCGAGGCGCAGAUCAUGCUCCAGGAAGCCUUGGACAUUCUCAUAUCUGUCUACAAAACACAAAGGCAUCCUGAGAUCGCAGCGACACUGAAAACCCUGGGUGACGUGUCCAAUGCUCAAGGGGAAUAUGCAAGUGCACUCAACUUGUACCAGGAGGCUCUGGACAUUUGGAGCCAGACCAUCAAGAAUCCCGAGCACAAAGAUAUCAAGGAAGUUACAUUCAGCAUAGCUGAUACUGACAACAAGAUUCGCCAACAAUCUCAUAUUGUCACAUCAUCGUAUCAGGAUUUCUCUCACAUGAAGGGGACUGCACAUAGUCGAAGUAAUCAGGACUGCCUCAUUAUGUAGAAGCAUGCUCAUUCUCUCAAGACCCUUUCCCACUUGUGCAAAACGGAUGUUCCAGAAUCAAAGCAGAGGGGGCACUGUACCUUACUCUGGUAUCAGAGGCUUGAAGCCUGCUGAACUUCCGUAGACGGGAGUGGGCAUGCAGCUGUGAGAAUGUUUCUCGUCCCGGUUGGCAAUCGUUUUGAUUUGGUUGGUUUGAGAAGCAGAAUCUUGGAAAUACUCAGUUAAUUUCCUGUGGCGAUGAUUAACUGGCGUUCAUGUUGCGAUUCGAGAGUCCCCCGAAUGCAUUCGGCCCUCUGAACAGCUGUAUAUUCUUGAUGUCCAUGGAAAUCGGGAUCCCUCGGAUUCUCGUCCCCUUGGACACACUAUUUGGUCAUGGCGUGUUCAGGACCCGGAAUAACAACGGCAAUUCUGACCUCGA